ACGUGUACAUGAAGCCCCGCCCCCAGUUGUGCACGAUUUAAAGAGACAUUGUGCCAACUCGACAGGAGAAGGAUAAAAGCUCAGGACUGGAAAUGCAGCUGUUUGUCCUCUCGGUGUUGUUGGCGCUCGGCCUGGCCGUGCCUCCUCAGGAGAAACGUGUGCACCACCAGCGUGAUCUGAGCGACCACGCCCAUGACGACGCUCACGGCUACCAGUACGACCACGAGGCCUUCCUUGGCAAAGAGGAAGCAAAGACCUUUGACCAGUUGACCCCUGAGGAAAGCAAAGCCAGGCUCGGGAAAAUUGUGGAGCGCAUCGACACGGAUAAGGACGGCUUCGUUAACCACGCCGAGCUGCACCACUGGAUCAAACACAGGCAGAGGAGGUACAUUGAGGAGAACGUAGACAAGCACUGGAAAGAGUAUGACCAGAACAAGGAUAGCAAGAUCUCCUGGAUCGAGUACAAGAACACUACUUACGGAACCUACCUGGACGACGAGUCUGAGGAUUUGGAGGACAGAGAGACGUAUAAAGCCAUGCACUCCCGAGACCAGCGCCGGUUCAAGAUGGCGGAUAAAGACGGAGACGGCGUCGCCACGAGGGAGGAGUUCACCGCAUUCCUCCACCCGGAGGAGUUCGAUUACAUGAAGGGUCUUGUAGUGCAGGAGACGAUGGAGGACAUUGACAAGAACGGAGACGGCAAGGUCAAUUUAGAGGAGUACAUCGGCGACAUGUUCACUCCUGAGGAGGGCGAGAGCGAACCUGAGUGGGUGACUACAGAGAGGAAACACUUCUCCGAGUACAGAGACCUCAACAAGGACGGUUUUCUCGACGCUGAUGAAGUUGCUCAUUGGAUUCUGCCGAGAGACGUCGAUCACACCGACAACGAGGCCAAACAUCUCAUUCACGAGACAGACAAGAACAACGAUGAGAAAAUUUCCAAGGCAGAGAUUCUGGAUAACUGGAACAUGUUUGUUGGAAGCCAAGCCACCAAUUAUGGAGAAGAUCUGACGAGGAAACACGACGAGCUCUGAUCUGAGUCAGGGCUCAAACACUUACAUGUACAGAAGGGGGAAUCGAGCAUACAAUCCUCUAUGCAAAGAAAUAUCCGUUUACAUUUUAUAUUAACAGGUGGGAGGGUCUUAAUAUUGGGGUGGGGUUAAAGGUCGGGGUCACAACAGAAGGGUCAGUGAUGGGGUCAGGAGGCAGGGAGAGAAUUUCAGUUCACCUAAAACAGAUUGUAUUUAUUUAGUCACACGGCUUUUACUCACUAAACACCAGGUACACGUACACGUACACACUCACACUCAUCCAUACAGCACGUUUUUACACCCUGAGUGUGGCUCUAAACUCCUCCCACUCCUCUCACUCCCCUCCCCUUCAGUAAAAACCUCAGCGAUGUAGAAGCGUUCCUCAGAGGGACGUUAGCCGAUAGAGGAGUACGUCGUUAUCAGGUCAGAGGUUGGUGAGUGAAGCAGGAGACAUGAACUUGUGACGGUCCACAGCAGGGACUUACAGCCUCGGUGUGAUUCAGAAGGUGUCUGCAUUGAGACUGCACCUGUACACCAAGUCUACUCCAUCUACACACUCCACCCAAAGCUACACGCUCAGGAGGACCUCAGGGUCAGGAUCAGAGGUAGGAUGAGGAUCAGCCACACUCAGGAACCACUUUGUGUUUGUUCAUGAACACACCAGAGUUACACACUGAAGACAAGAGACUGAGCGCCUGAACCGAGCUGUUACACACACACACACACACACACACACACACACACACACGCCUGAACAUCUCCCAUCCCCAGUAGAGGUCCCUCACAGUGAGAGGUACAGAGGAGGCAGAAGGUGUUUGGAAUGAGACACAGUUCUGUUAGUUUACUGAUGAAUCAUUUCUCUGUGAAUUCCAGAUCAAAUAAAAGCCAAAUCCUGUUUUUUUUU
This is a messenger RNA of Tachysurus vachellii, 1935 nucleotides long. It is a transcript of the gene rcn3, whose product is annotated as reticulocalbin 3, EF-hand calcium binding domain. Bases 93 to 1034 code for a protein of 313 amino acids. The transcript has 8 exons. Gene Ontology annotation, cellular component: endoplasmic reticulum. Gene Ontology annotation, molecular function: calcium ion binding. The record is from RefSeq and is a predicted model, not a curated record. NCBI's taxonomy places the organism in Eukaryota, Metazoa, Chordata, Actinopteri, Siluriformes, Bagridae.